AUGGCAAGCACCUCGGACGCCGCGGCGUUCUACGCGACUUUCCAGCAAUUAAAGGGUGAAACGGCCGACGCGCUAUCCCGCUCCGCGGCCGACUCGGCGCCCAAACUCGCCGCCCUCCGUUCUGCACUCGCAGACGCGCGCGCAACUCUUCCAUCGUACGAUCAGCGGAGUUAUGACUUGCAAGUGCGCGAGCUCGAGGCCCGCCUCGCAUCCCUACGAGCUGAGAAGCCCAAGAGCCGCUUCGCGUUCAAGCGCCCAGCCUCUAAGCCGACAUCUGGAACGGCUUCACGAGCGCAGUCUGCAUCUCCCGCCCCGCCGCUCUCGAAAUCCUCUACCCCAGCCCCACCAGCCACGACGUAUACCCUCUCUGCGCAGCGAGGGCGUAUCCUCGUCCCAGACUAUCCCGAUGAAGCGAGCUACACCCUCACCCUCGCAGACCUCGACGACUGUAUCAUCGACCUCCGUUCCUCACCCGCGCUCACAUCCCUCCACGCUCGAGGAUUGAGAAGUUGUGUUGUUCUUGCCCCCGUCAUGGCCGGCAGCGCAAUGCUCUCCGACCUCCAGCGCUGCAUUGUCGCCGUCGGCGCCCAGCAGUUCCGUCUGCAUGACACCACCGACUGCGUGCUGUUGCUCCACGUCGCGUCCCUUCCCGUCGUUGAGCGGUGCAAAGGCGUGCGCUUCGGGCCAUACCCGUUCCAAGCGGGGGGCGAGAGCCGGCACGAGCAGGUGCAGGACUUUGACUGGGUUCGGCCAGGCCCCAGCCCGCACUGGUAUCUCCUAAGCCCAGACCAGGCUGAAAUUCUGCGCUCUUCUAUCCACGCUUCCCCCACGUCCACUGCGGAGCAGCUCCUCGCACUAGCCCCCUAA
Molecule: messenger RNA, 867 nt
Organism: Cutaneotrichosporon cavernicola
Lineage: Eukaryota; Fungi; Basidiomycota; Tremellomycetes; Trichosporonales; Trichosporonaceae
Exons: 3
Coding region: 1-867 (288 amino acids)
Biological process (GO): post-chaperonin tubulin folding pathway; tubulin complex assembly
Cellular component (GO): cytoplasm
Source: RefSeq, a predicted model, not a curated record